This is a messenger RNA of Colletotrichum truncatum, 2058 nucleotides long. RefSeq names its product AAA family protein. Gene Ontology annotation, molecular function: ATP binding; ATP hydrolysis activity. The record is from RefSeq and is a predicted model, not a curated record. Lineage: Eukaryota; Fungi; Ascomycota; Sordariomycetes; Glomerellales; Glomerellaceae.
AUGCGUGUUCCCCUCUCGUCCAGAGAAAGCUCGCCUCUGUCAACAAAGCGGCUAUCUCACGCGAGUGCCGAUGAACAGACUGUUGAAUCCAUUUUUCCAACCGUAGGCGCUGAAUACAAUGACGACGAAAGGUUACUUUCGAUAGAAGAUGGUGCAAAGGCCGAGAAGGCUUCGUAUGGCAGCAAAUGCUCCUCAAAGAUACUGUAUCAACACUUCGAUGACGACGAAGAUCCAUUCUGGUCAGACGAAUACCCAGAAAACGUACCCCUAGCUGCGGAAAACGACGAGACAAAAGAAUGUGCGAUUCUUGUGAGGAAAAAGAAGAGUGCCGAUCCUCGAAAAUCCUUGGAGAUUGACAGUAUAGUCAUUCAGAGUCCUUUCCUCAAAAAAUCACUUGAAGGAGCUCUCGCCGACUAUCCCGACGUAAAUCUCAAUUUGGAGCGUGUGGAAUUUAACGCUCCGUUUGGUCCCUUUGUACAUCGAUGGGAAUCAUUUAUCGCGACUCUAACAAGCAAGGAACACGAUGAGGAGACCCGAAAUCACCUGAAACUAUUGCACAAAUCUAUCGCGUCUGAGGUAACAGAUACAAUAAGAACUAUCAAGGACUACAAAAAGAGCAAAGUUGUUGACUUUGAACGACUCUGGGCCAUAUUCGAACCAGGAUGCAACGUAUUAACCACCGAAAACAGCCAGCAAAUGGCAGCAAGGUUUGAAAGAGCAGACUAUAUCGAGACGAGAACUGGAAUGCAGUUAAUGCUCGACUGCGAUGUCAUCAACUGGAGCGAGUCGAGCUUCGGCUGGGAGCAUAAGACUUUCCAAAUCCCCGCAUUCAAGGACACUAUCCCAAUUCUGGCUCUUCCAGUAUUUCCCCUCAAGAGCCAUCCAAGAGUUUCCUCGAUCUCAAAGACACUAGUCGAAAGGGGAAAACUUUUCGAGAAACUGCGCGGCAUGCAAUACAGGGCCUAUGACGGCCAGGCAGUUCAGGUCGUAGAGCUGCAACAGAGCUUUGAAAUCCGAGAAAAGGUGGUGAGGGUACAAGAGCGUGUUAUUGUCGACGCCACCGCCUAUGACAGGUUCAAUCCGCACGAUAGCACGCUGACACAUCCGAUCAUCAACGACAACAUGAAGGACAUAGAAUCUUCGAGGUUUGGACAUGCAGAAUAUAAAGUCAUUCCUUUGGACCACCUAAACAAAAGCAAUUCCGACGAGUCCUUGACGGAUAAUCAACGCCUGCUUUGCGUGCCAACGGUUCGGGGAUACGCCCUCAAGACCAAGCGAUGGCUAAAGCUCAAUAUUUCUUGCGUACGCGAGAUAACCUUUAAUGAAGAGGCAUUCAACAGCCUGGUUCUGCCUGGGAGCUACAAAAGGCUUCUGGGAGCCUUCAUUGAGAGUCAGUUGCAGUUCAAAAACGAAUUCGAUGACUUUGUCUCCGGCAAGGGCAAAGGGAUAGUCAUUCUGCUUUCCGGAAGCCCGGGAACCGGCAAGACUCUUACAGUAGAAAGCGUGGCAGAUGUUAUGAAAGCGCCACUGUACAGUCUUACAGCCGGAGAUCUCGGGACAGGCAGCGAAGGUGUUCAACGGCGCUUAGAUGAUGCUCUCCAACUCGCAGCUGACUGGAAUGCGGUUCUUCUCAUUGAUGAGUGCGAUGUGUUUCUCGAGGCUCGAAGCAACAAUAAUCUCGUACGCAACGAGCUCGUUAGCAUUUUUCUGCGGACUAUUGAGUACUAUGAGGGCAUUAUGUUUCUGACGACGAACCGACUCAACUCGAUCGACCCCGCGUUUCAAUCCCGUGUGCAUCUUAGUCUUGAAUACCCUGGCCUCGAACAGUUAUCUCGUAAGGAGAUUUGGUCAGGCUUUUUGAGCAGAAUUGCAGGUGGCGAGCAAGGGCAUCAUUUAACGGACAGCGAAGUCGAGAAGUUGGCUGCUCUGGACUUGAAUGGGCGGCAGAUUAAGAAUGUCCUCAAGAUGGCAAAUCUUCUAGCGUGCUCGGAAAAGAAAAUGAUUGAGUGGGAGCAUGUAACGAGCGUUCUAGACGUAUGGCGUUCCAAGGUUGACUAG